Messenger RNA from Calliphora vicina (urban bluebottle blowfly), 1769 nucleotides. RefSeq names its product plasma membrane ascorbate-dependent reductase CYBRD1. Lineage: Eukaryota; Metazoa; Arthropoda; Insecta; Diptera; Calliphoridae. Bases 73 to 1098 code for a protein of 341 amino acids. The transcript is spliced from 4 exons. Gene Ontology annotation, molecular function: oxidoreductase activity. The record is from RefSeq and is a predicted model, not a curated record.
CUACUAAAGUGUGGUUUUUUUAAUUAAUAUUAUAUUAAAACAUAAACAAAGAAAUAAAAAACAAAACCAACCAUGUCCUAUACUGCCACCUUGGAUGUUGACAAAAACAUUAGUUCGGAAAAUUCCAAUACAACUAUGAUGACAGUAGAAAUACCUGUCAUUAAUCCGUCUGCAAUACAAAUAGAAAGGACAACGAUUUCAACACCACCCCCAACACCUGCUAUCAUUGAGACGGUUGAUUUUAAAACGAAAUCCUCCUCUCCCCCUUUAGCCGCAAUGGAUACCAUGGAUCCACAGCAAACACAACAACAACAACAAAUGCAAUCAUCUUCGACGACCACCACAACCAUGACCAGCACUAAAGAUAAAAUGGACACUGAUCCGGCAUUGGCUAAUUUUAAAGUGUUGUACGUGUUAACCCAAUUAUGUGGCUUAACAAUGAUCGUUUUGAUGGGAAGCUGGAUUGGCGUUCAUAUGGGUGGUUUGUCUGGUACCAGCGCACCAAAAUUAGAAUUUAAUUGGCAUCCUCUUCUAAUGACAAUUGGUUUAAUAUUCUUAUAUGGCAACGCCAUUUUGGUAUAUCGUGGCUUCCGUUCAGCGCGCAAGAAGACAUUGAAAAUUACACAUGCCGCCAUACACAUGGGUGCAUUCAUUUUAACGGUUAUUGCCCUCAAAACCGUAUUUGAUUCACACAAUUUAGCCGAUCCAAAUCCCAUACCCAACAUGUAUUCGCUGCACUCAUGGUUGGGUCUAUCGGCCGUCAUACUUUUCUGUUUGCAGUAUGUGGUUGGUUUUGCCGCAUAUUUAGUGCCAGGUGCUAAGGAAUCAUUGAGAGCUGCCAUCAUGCCAUUGCACAUAUAUUUCGGUCUAUUUGGCUUUGUAUUGGCAAUUGCGUCGGCUUUGAUGGGCAUAACGGAAAAGGCGAUAUUUUCUGUUGAGAACUAUUCCAAUUUACCCAGUUCUGGUGUGAUGAUCAAUUUGUGCGGUGUUUUGUAUGUGGUGUUUGGCGGUUUGGUCGUUUAUUUGGCUACAAAUCCCGCUUACAAAAGGAAAGCUAUGCCCGAAGAUACCGCAUUGCUGACAAAUGGUGCUGAAUAAAGUGUUUCUCACUUUUAUUUGCUUUAUGUUUUAGACUUUCAAUUUAAGUUUUACUAUUUUGUUUUUUUUUUUAGAUUUUUAACCAAUAUCACAAAGAUAAGCUCAAAUUUUUUUUUUACCAUAUAAAUAUAUAUUUUUAUAUAAAGUUUUUAUUGUUGUUUAUUUGUAAUAAUUUACAAAAUUAGUUUGAGAAGUUUAACAGAAUUAUAUUUUUCUAUACAACUGCAUAAGUAUAAAUCUUAUGGUGCUAAAAAAAGUAAGUUGUUUUUGGAUUAAUGUUUAAUUUUCUUAAUUUUAAUAUGUAUUAAAAAUAUUACCAAAUAUUUAAGAAAGUAUUUUAUUUUAUUAUCAAAAAAAAAAAUAAAAAAAAUAUUAAAAGCUUUUGUAAAUUUUACUUAAAUAUUAGAACGAAAUUUAUUUGUCAAUGUAUUAACAAUAACAACUAAUAAACGUAACCCCUGAUUGCUUAAGUUGGUUAAGUCACAAUUUCAAAUAAUUAAACAUAAAUUAAAUACAUAUGAAAUAAAUAUAUUAUUUAAACAUUUAUGUAUAAAUACCAAAAUAAAACAAUAUUAUUAUUAUUGAUGUAAAUUAUUCUAAUCUAAAUACAAUACAUAUAUACAACAAAUACAAUAAUAAAUAUACAUAUUGCAAAAUAAAUUAUAAUAAAA